AAUGUUUAUUUUUCUAGUUUCCAAAACUACUAAGCAAUUUACGUCGACAAUAUUUUUGGGUAAUUUAUCUUACAUUUUAUUGGGGUUGUGAGAUGUUUAAUCAAUUGAUUGCUACUGUAAAUUUACUUAUUGUUUCUUGAAUUUGAGCACUAACCAAAUGCGAAGGAAAAAUUCUGUAGACUUUUUGAUCUCAAGAUGCAAUUGAGCUCGGUAAAGCCUUCUUGCAAUAUUUGUGAGAUUGGUAGUGUGAUUCUUGAAGAUUGAAGAACUUCAAAGAGUGGACGCAUUUUAAUAAUGGACUCACAUUCUGGAGCUAUUACAGUGGACAGUUUUGCCGAAAGGGAAUAUAUUGCAUCAGAAGAAAAUUCUGUUCAAGAACCAUGUAUAGGUAUGGAAUUUGACUCUGAAGAUGCAGCCAAGGAAUUUUAUGAUGAGUAUGCUAGGCGUUUGGGGUUUAUAAUGCGUAUUGAUCAGUGCCGGCGUUCGGAGGUGGAUAAGAGAAUUCUUUCCCGAAGAUUAUCUUGUAAUAAGCAAGGUUACAAUGCCAAACUGAGACAACAAUAUGGACCGGUUAAAAAGCCACGCGGCAGCUCACGAGAGGGUUGCAAGGCAAUGAUGUUGGUAAAGGUUGACAAGGCUGGCAAGUGGGUUGUUUCAAGAUUUGUAAAGGAACAUACUCAUCCACUUGUUGUUUCUGGUCGUCCAUCUCGUAAUCAAAUGGAUCACAAGGACAGGAGAAUACAAGUAUUAACAUUGGAGUUGGAACAUCAGGAUAAGUUAUGUGCUCUUUACCGAGAGCAGCUAAUUACACUAUUGAAAAAUGUUGAGGAGCAAACAGAACUUCUCUCGUCAAAAAUCCAAGAAGUUGUUGGCAAUGUAAGAGAAUUUGAAACUGAAGUACAAAAGUCAUAAAACUGUUUAUAGCCCAUGUAAAGUUUCGGCAUGUACAAAAAUUAUAUGUGGUAAUGCCAUUUCAUUUUAGGUCAUAAUUUUCAUUAUGCAACCCAUUAAUUUUUUUAAAGAUUAAAAUAUUGCCAAUGAAUCUUUGUAGGCAUUGUUAUUCUCCAGAAUUCUUGUGUGUUAGACCUUUUUGCCCCCUGUGAAGUGCACUGGCUGUUGUAUUAGGCAAUUAAGUUCUGCUAGAUGAGAUGUACCAGGCAUGAAGCAGCAGAAGUUAUAGAGGUGAACUUUUUGUUGUAAAGUUGGCGAAAUUUACAAUGGUAGACAGUUCAUUUGUUCUUGAUAACAAUUGAUUCACAAAAAUUAUCUUUAGGAUUUUAAUUAUUUUAUGUAAAUGAUCCAGUGGAAAAAGAAUUUUUAAUGCAUUCAAAUUCCAUACAUUUUCCCUCCUGUAUAAAUGACAGACUGGAAAUAGGGUUGAAAUAUUCCAGAUGAGAUCAUGUUACUUUCUAAUUUAAUUGCUGUGAGCCUGUGAAUAUUCUCUCAAGUCAUUUCUUUCCCAUUGAUGGAAUUUUUGUUGCAUCA
Olea europaea var. sylvestris is the source of this 1485-nucleotide messenger RNA. Its product is annotated as protein FAR1-RELATED SEQUENCE 5. Bases 295 to 912 code for a protein of 205 amino acids. NCBI's taxonomy places the organism in Eukaryota, Viridiplantae, Streptophyta, Magnoliopsida, Lamiales, Oleaceae. The record is from RefSeq and is a predicted model, not a curated record. The transcript has 3 exons.